Anopheles coluzzii is the source of this 4931-nucleotide messenger RNA. Its product is annotated as trichohyalin. The transcript is spliced from 2 exons. The record is from RefSeq and is a predicted model, not a curated record. NCBI's taxonomy places the organism in Eukaryota, Metazoa, Arthropoda, Insecta, Diptera, Culicidae. Bases 2501 to 4459 code for a protein of 652 amino acids.
UAUAAUUAUUAUUAUUAGCUCAUAUCGAUGGAGAUUUAUAGUGCUUAAAUGCACAUCAACACAGCGGACUACACUGAAAGGUUCAAAUUCUCAAUGUUAAUCAUACUAUUUUCGUGUGUGUUUAUUUAUUUGGACCUAAAUUCACUAAUUUUAGAAGCAAAUUGAUGGCAACGAGACCAAAACUGACACUUGAGAGAGGGACACAUUUAAUGGCAACGAACGUAAAGAUGUAAAUUAUACAAAAUGAAAUGCAAGCAACAGUUUCCAACCAGUUCUAAGCUGAACCAAGCAUCACAACAGCACCGAUUGCAGCCAGUCUCACGCCACAGUCGAUGCGCCUCGGACACAAUAUAUUUAGAAACCGAAACCAAAGCUUUCCACACUACUGGUCAGCUGUAAUUUAAUUAAUGUUGCUCUGCACAGCACUCUCUGCACAUUCGAUUCGGACACUGCUGAGUCGUCCUCCCCAUUAGUGGUGCCAUAAUUGCCGCUCGAUGGAGGAAAUAUGGACCCGAGUGCGCUUGGAUGCAGUUGAAACGCGAUCGUGUGAUGGUGCAAAAAUAAAUGUCCACCCAUUAAUGAGAAGUCGUGCGAGCAUUAGUGAGGCUGUCGCAUGCCCUAACCGGGUAAGAUGAUAUAUGAAGACAAAUUAAAUCACAUCGAAGCGAAUGAAGAAAAAAAAAGAGCUGAAGUAGCUUUCGGCUGGACAUCUUCACUCGCUUCCCAACAGAAUUCCUAUCGCCAUCUCCUUCUUCUACGUAGACACCCGCGAUCAACGUCACGUAGAGCUGGUCGACUCGUCCACACACCUGUAACCGAUGUAAUAAUACGGACGCAUGCUGCUGUGCACAUCCACCCACACACUUGGGUGGAAAGCGGAAAAUACCGAGCACAGAAGCAAAAGGGCACCCCUCUCCCCCAUCACACACACACACACCCAAACCUCAUCCAAAAACCUGCCGACCAAUCCCAUUCAGUUCUGGCCGCAAUGUGAACCCGGGCGGAUUUUUGAUGCUCGGUUUUAGUACGCACGGGCAUACAAACAAACACCCUGGUGGUGUCUACACGGUGGCACGGAAUGUACGAAAAUAAUACCUCCGUGAUUCACCGGCGUGUGUUGUGCUCCCCCUUGGCGAUCUUGAUGUGCGUGUGUGUAUGUGUGCAAAGGCGGUUGCGGUGAAACGCUGAGGCAAAAAUUGCGUAGCACAGAUUCUAUAAAUAAUCCUUCCCUAUCGGGCGAGCGCGUCGACACACCGUUGCACAGUGGUUUGAAGCCGGUCGAAAAAAUGGAGGUCGUCCGGCACACACCAAAAGAAGGAUAAGAAGAAGAAGAAGAAGCAGUGGUGCUCGAUCCUCGGUACGGUGUGGGAAGUAGAAGAAAGUAACCACCAACUUCGCACUCACACGCGUACGCAUUGACGCAGCAAACGAUAGAAAUAGGCAGUGACGGGGAAAGGCCUCCCAAACUGACACCACGGGAGGGCUUGAGCAGCGACGUGGCAGCUCUUAUCAGCGCGGCAGAGACCCACCCAGCACUCACACACACACGCGUAAAAAAAAGACCUGACUUACGUCGGUAACGACCCCAGCCGUCCGUACCAGAUUGGCGCUUUGCGAUGACACAGUUUGUCCGCAACCUAAAUUAUCGAUUUUGUUUUUUUUUUUACUUCUACGACUCCUCCCAUCCCCCAUGGCGAAGAGAGAGAGUGCUAUCCAAAAAUGGAAAGCGGAAAACUACCAGUUUGUUACGCGAGGGGUUGAAAAUUGUCAUGAAAACAUGACAAAUUUAAGUGAAAUAUUGAAAUGCCCCAACUCCGUCGCUGUGUAGCCUUAGUUACGGCUGGUACGUGUAAUGGCACUGCGUUUGUUAGGGGCUUAAGCUUGAUGCAUGAUGAAGAUGAAUAAAGCAAAAAGACUACAAGCCAUUUAUGGAGGAAUGGUACUUUAAAUAAACCAAUUAGAAACGGGGGCUUAGGCACGUCAUUGGCGAUGGCGCCAGACAACUGAAAGUACAGGUCCAAAUGACAUCCAUCUUGAUUGGAGUUAAGUUUUAAUGCAUUCUACACCAUUAGAAUUCCAAUUGCUUUUUAGAAACCAAUUAGAAACCAAUUGCUUUUAUUUCCCUUCCAAAAACUCUUAAUGUAACCUGUUUAGUGAGUCCACAUUGUCGCAUUACAAAAACAUUUGGAUUAAUAACAUAAUGCUGAGGAAACAUUUCGCUCAAAACCAAUCUACAUUCUUCAGCUUUAAUCUGUAUGCAAGCCAAAAACAACUUCAACCCCCAACGGAAGCAAGGUUAAAGGCCCGAUUUAUGCAACAGCACAAGAAGCAUUUCCGCCACUGCAAUUUCAUUACCAAACAAAGCAACAGCAAUCGAUGUUGCAUGUUGCAUGUAUGCCGCUAGAUCGAUGCCAGAAUGCAGAAUGCAGCUGCGAGGAGGCUCCACAAUCGACGGCAUAACAUACACCAACCAACGGCAAUGCACCACGGCUAAGAAUAUAUGCCUCUGUCUAUCAAGUGUCCCUGUUUUUGGAAGAGGAUGGGGGAGAUAUAUAUAUUAUUGCUCUUUCCGCCGCCGCUUUCACCCCUCCAGAGCCAUAACAGAGCCCGCAUGGCAACGGUGGUGUGGUCGGUGUCCAUUGGUAACCUGUUUAUCGAGCCAAAUCGGUAUCGGCGCAUCGUUUCGGGGCUCGACAGCACUCGAGGCUCUCCAGCACCAGGGUCUCGGCACAGUAUACGCCACGGACGGAGCGGUGACAAGCGGUCCAGAAUGAUAAAGGAGCUGUACCAGCAGACGGAACCGAAGUCACACCGGCCGAGCUACGCCAACAAGGCGGUCCUGCUGAGCAGUGCCAAGUGGGAGCAGAUGUGGAAGAAGGUGGUCAGCCCGGCGGAGAAGGAAACGGAGGUGCUGUGCCAGCAGGAGCGCGAGUUCCGCGAGUACCUCAGGAACGGGUCGAAGAAGAUGACCAGCACGUGGGAGAACACGGUGCAGAACAUACGGGACAAGAAGGAGGCGGAGCGGUUGCGCCGCGACAAGGCGAAGGUGGAGGAAGACCAACGACACUACCGUGAGCUGAAAGCGGCGGACGAGAUCAAGCGCCGGGAGCUGAUACAAAAGGCGGAGGAUCUCAUCCAGAAGGACAAGGUGGGCCCGCGGGUGCUGGAGAGUGCGGCCAAGUUCUGCGAGGUGCUGAAGGGCCGGGAGAUGCAGCGCCAGUUCCGGCUGGAGCAGGAGCAGCUCCAGCAGAUGCGCAAGCAGUCGGUCGACACGCAAACGCUGUCGCAGGCGAACCACUGGCUGAAGUCGCACGGCGACCGGCUGCUCGAGGAUCGGCAGCGGUUCGACAACUACAAGCGCGAGCUGAAGGAAACGAUGAUCCGCAACCAGCAGCUGCAGCGCCAGCGCAAGCAGGAGCUGAUCGCGGAGGAGCAGCAAAGCCUGGAGGUGAUUGAGGGCGAGAUGCGCCGGCAGCAGGAGCAGGACCGGGCGGCCCUGGAGGCGAGCAAGGAGAUGCGGCGCAAGAAUGCGCUGGAAGCGAUCCGGAUGGCGGAGGACAGGCGCACCCGGUUGCGCCGCGAGUCGGAGAUAGAGGACGCGCUGCUGCAGAUCUACUGCGAGGGGCAGCAGAACAUUGCCAGCUUCAAGCAGGCGAUACACGUGAACAAGCACCGGUUGCGGGACAACUCGCACCAGCUGGUGGACGCGCUCGAGCGGCAGCGGGCGGCCCUCGCGCAGGAGGAGCGCAACCAGGCCCGGGCGGCCGAGGAGAAGGACCGCAUCGCGUCGAUCAAGGAGCGGGAGCAGACGGAGCAGCAGCGCCAGCUGCGGGCGGCCCGCAUGCAGGCCCACCUGGACGAGAUCGAGUGGCAGCGGCAGCGGGAGGCGGAGGAGGCGGUGCUGACGCGCCGCGAGUACGAGGAGCGGCUGCGCAACAUCGACGUCACGUUCGGGUUCGACCGGCACAAGGUGGCGGACAAGACGGUGAAAACGUACGCCCAGCGCAAGCUGCUGCUCGGCCAGAUGGUGGAGAAGGAGGUGCGCGAGCGGCGCGAGGCGGACACGGCGGCCGAGCUGCGGUACGCGAAGGAGCACGCGGACAAGGAGAACCGCCACUUCCUGCAGUACGCGCAGGAUCUGAUCAGCGACGCGAAGGUGAAGGGCCGGCCGAUCCUCCCGCUGCUCAAGACGGUGCAGAGCUACAAGCGCGAGCACUAUCACGACUUUAAGGAGGCGGACGUGCUGCCUCAGCAUCUGCUGUCCCGCGUGCCCAUCCACAACAAGCUGAUGGAGCAGGGGCUGCUGGACGCGCUGCCGGCCCGGCAGAAGGCGCUCGUGCUGCCGAAGCGCAAUGCACCGAAGGCGCUGGAAGCGCUCGUGAAGGACGAACCAAAGGAGGGCAGUGACAAGGGCGGUUCCAGUACGCCGUCGGGCGACGACCCGAAGCAAGUUGUCUGAACGUACAUUCCAUUUCUUGUGUAAUUUUUUACUGCUCGUAAUAAAGCUGCAACGAAAAGCGUGAAAGUGAUGCACCAUUUUAAAAUGGCCGUUUGUUUUUCAAUUUCAAACUGACAGUUGCACCCGCAUCAAUGUGGUACACGUUGUCAUUGGAUUGGAGGGCAUGUCAAUUGUCCUGCUUAUCGUUAUCUCCGAACUGACUUAUCCCUGCAAAAUGUCAUUCCCGUUUCAAACACUGUGCUUCCCCUCCCCACAACUGCUCUAUAUUUCCGGCUGAGCAAAGCUUCUCUUUUCGCUCGCUCACUCUCUCCCGUGACACGAGGACCGCUCGGGGAAGCGUCAAACAGCCGGCACCGAGUCCACGGCAACGGCAGCAUCGGCCGAAAUCACGUGCAUUUGUUUGUAAAUAAAACCUUUCCAAAAUCGGGAGCCAAGUCGGGGGGCAGCCGUGCGCCGGCGCGGACCCACUUAC